CUUCCCACCAGUAGAUGGUGUACAGUGUUAACAUUGCUCGUAAGAUGCUGCUCAUGUUCCAGACGUCAAACCAAUUGUUUUCCAAAUGGCGGCCUUCAUGUCAAGUGAAGGAAAAGAACGGAUUAUAUUCGCACAAUUAGAAGCACUUAAGGAAAUAAGACAGAAGACGCUGAGUUUGGAGCGCCUCAAACAACGCUUGCUACAAGAGGUGAAGGCUGCUGAAAAUGAAGAGAAAAAUUUAGGCGAAUUUCGCCAAGAAAUGGAGCUUUUACUCCAAGAAAAAAUGGCACACGUGGAAGAACUUCGGCAGAUCCAUGCAGAUAUUAAUGCGAUGGAGUCAGUGAUCAAACAGGCAGAAGAUGCCCGUAAUAAAGCAGUGGAGGUGGCCCGGCAUUUGUAUAAUGAGUAUCGCCCAAUGAAAGCUGAAGUAGAUAGGACUCGCCGUGAGUGUUUGGGAUUAGACACUCUUCCAGAUUUGCAGGAAGAAGAUGGGAAUCACAUUCCUCCAGGGUUCUUUGAAAAACCAAAGCUUGAGUGGAUGCCAGAGAGGGAAGAUUCAACUCCAUCUGCUUUGGCCAGUCUAACCAUGACUGCUGCUGGGGUGGGAUCUGGAGGGCAUCAGAGUGUAGGUAGUGGUUUUCUGCCUCCACCUCCUCCCCAAGCUCCACUUGUAAUGGGGAACAGCAAUAGAGGAGAAGCGCGAAAUCUGGCUCCUCCGCCAGGAUCAGCCGGACCAUCGCCAGCCUUUCGUCAGCAACCGCCGCCAAUGAAGUCGUGCAUGUCCUGUCAUCAGCAAAUUCAUCGCAAUGCUCCCAUUUGCCCAUUGUGUAAGGCAAAGUCACGCUCACGUAAUCCUAAAAAACCAAAGAAGAAAGAGUGAAGCAUAGUAAUUUAUAAUGACCGAAAAAUCGUGUCGAUAAGCUUUCACGGAUUCUUUUUUUAAUGCUGUCGACAUGCUCCACUUCCUAGAAGAUUUGGAUUCUUCGCCGUCAUUUCUUUCUUCCUGCCCUCUUUGAAUCUCGUAUUGUUCGACGUUGUGCCAAGCUGAUCCUCCAUUUCGGUCAGUUAAUCGUCCCGCAUCUUUUCUGUAACUUUUCAAACAAACAUACCACUGUCGAUUUAGAUCCGAGUUCGUCAUGAUAUUCUUUUACAGGUUGUAAACAGAAUCAUUUUCUUUGACUGUGAUGCAUUCCAACGGCAACAGUAUUCAAUAGUCUAGGUUUAUCCGAGCUUCACAACUAAUACAGACUUCACCAAAAUCA
This is a messenger RNA of Daphnia magna, 1262 nucleotides long. RefSeq names its product zinc finger C4H2 domain-containing protein. Gene Ontology annotation, biological process: positive regulation of neuron differentiation. The coding region runs from base 86 to 880 and encodes 264 amino acids. The record is from RefSeq and is a predicted model, not a curated record. Gene Ontology annotation, cellular component: nucleus. Lineage: Eukaryota; Metazoa; Arthropoda; Branchiopoda; Diplostraca; Daphniidae. The transcript is spliced from 4 exons.